Messenger RNA from Formica exsecta, 3207 nucleotides. RefSeq lists its product as uncharacterized. The record is from RefSeq and is a predicted model, not a curated record. The transcript is spliced from 4 exons. Lineage: Eukaryota; Metazoa; Arthropoda; Insecta; Hymenoptera; Formicidae. Gene Ontology annotation, molecular function: nucleic acid binding; zinc ion binding. The coding region runs from base 1 to 3207 and encodes 1068 amino acids.
AUGAAUCUAGAGAAUUGUAAGAAAAUCGUGACUGAAAAGAAAGCAUGCUACGCAUGUUUAAAGACUGGACACGGGUCGCGAAAUUGCAAAGCCGUAGUAAAAUGCGCUUUUUGUCAAAGGAGACAUAGUUCGAUGUUGUGUCCGGAAGUAGAGAAGAAUCAAUCGGUGCCCGAAUCUACAUCGAAACUGACACCCAAUCAAACCACACCUUCGAUGUCUAAUAUGCAGUGUUCCGGAGAUGUCAUAUUACAGACUGUGUUCGUGAAUCUGGAAAACAAUGGCGUACGACGAAGAGUACGUCUCGUGUUUGACAGCGGUUGUCAUAGAUCCUAUUUACUCAAGAGCACGGCAGCCAAACUCGGUUUGAAAACUGCCGGAACCGUGAAUAUGUGUCACAUUCUCUUCGGAUGUUCUCGGGAAAUCAGGCAACAUCAGAAAUACCAAGUGAGUAUCGAAAGUUUGGAUGGAUCUGUCAAGACAUCGUUGAUUUUGUUGGACCAGGAAAAAAUCUGCGGGCUAUUGCCGAGAGCUAAUAAGCAGAACGUAAUCGAGGAUCUUAAGCAAAAAAGGAUAUUCGUGAAUGACGUGGGAGAAGGUUCACCGGAGAUUGAGGUCUUGAUCGGAGCUGAUAAUUUUGCAUCGUUGCUCACUGGGAGAAGGAAAAGUUUGAGAUGCGGCUUGAUUGCGCUUGAAACGGCGUAUGGAUGGACUCUGACGGGAGAAUUGAGGAAAUAUGAAUCCAACAGUGCGUCGCUAAUGGUAUUUACUUCCAUGAUGGCCGAGAGUAACGUGACUAACUUGUGGGACUUGGAGCUUAUUGGCAUCCGAGAAUCAGCUCUUCAUAAGUCACAAGCGGAAAGAGAUACAGAAGCCCAGCAACACUUUCUCAAAACCGUUCCGGACAACUUCAAUGCUGCGAAGAAAAGACUCGACGGCACCCUGAGGAGAUUGAAGUCAACAAACAUGGUAGAACAGUACAAUAAAAUAUUCCGAAAAUGGAUCUUGGAGGAAAUUGUAGAGGUAGUGCCAGCAGAAGAGCAAAACAAUCGUGGACAUUAUCUGCCUCAUCGGCCAGUAGUGAAGCCUGGAAGUUUGACGACACCGGUCCGUCCCGUGUUUGAUGCUUCGUGCAAGAGUGGACAUACACCAUCGCUGAAUGAUUGUCUAGCUAAAGGGCCCAAUCUGAUUGAGCUCCUGCCAUCCGUGUUGAAUCGAUUUCGUUGUGGCAAUAUUGGGGUAUCUGCUGAUAUACGGAAAGCGUUUCUGAUGAUCGAGACGGCGGCUGAAGAUCGAGACUUCCUCCGGUUUCUAUGGUGGGAGGAAGGACGUGAAGAACAACUGAUGGUGCUGCGACACAAACGGGUAGUAUUUGGCGUCAAUUGCAGUCCCUUCUUACUUGCUGCCGUAAUCCGAUUUCAUCUCUCUAAUGUAGGCCCAGAAGAACAAGAGGUAGCGGAAAGACUAUUGAAGUCUAUGUAUGUAGACAACGCGCUGACGUCUGUCAACACCGUAGAAGAAUUAAGAUGCUUCAAGAAUGACGCCUGCCGAUUGUUGGCUGAUGCAAAAAUGGAACUACGCCAGUGGGUCUGGACCGCUGGAGAACUAACCGGUGAAGGAAUCUUGAUGACGGGGACAAACGACGUGAACUUGUCCAAUAAGCCUGACAAAAGGGAAAAGGGAUAUACGACCCCAGUGUUUGGCAUGAUCCAAGAAGCUUAUGCAGCGGUCGUGUACCUACGAACCCAAGGGGAUAACAAUGUUUCGGUACAGCUGCUUCAAGCCAAGAGCAGAGUAACUCCUAUUAGGAGGGUCUCUAUACCUCUUCUGGAAUUGUUUGGGUGUGUCCUCGCAGUCAGAUUGACUGUAAGUGUGAAGACAUCGUUGGAACUUGAAGGAAUACCUACCAUUUAUUGGACAGAUUCCACAACAGCUUUGGCAUGGAUUCGCCGCAAUGAUCAAUGGGGUACGCUUGUCGGCAAUCGAGUGAGAGAGAUCCUGUCCUGUACGAGUGUUGAAAAUUGGCGACAUGUUUCUGGGAAUUUCAAUCCCGCGGAUUUGCCGUCAAGGGGGUGUACGGCGAAAAGGCUUAAGGCCUCCAGUUGGUGGAUGGGCCCAGAUUGGUUGAGUGACGUGCCGCAGAGCUGGCCGUCCGUCGAAGAAGAACCAGAUGAAGAAAUUGUGGCUUCUGAGAAGAGAAGAACAGCGAUUGCAUCGAUGAUCAACAUACCUAAAGAACCUAUGUUCGGAGUUAGAUUAGGCAGCUUUGAGAAGAAUGUCCGAGCCAUGGCGUUCAUCUUGCGAAUUGCGACCUGGUGUAAAGCCCAAAAGAAAUCCAAACCACGUUUGUGCGAGGAGUUGACAACUGAAGAACUCAACAAAGGUGAACUGAAACUUAUGUGGUUAGUUCUACAAGAAUCGUUUGAAACGGUGGGAGCAAGUUUCCAUGGACUGGAAGUAUUACUUGGAGAAGAUAAACUGGUGCGAGUCAAGACAAAGCUCGUCCAUCGGAACGACUCAGUAGGCCUUCGUUUCCCAAUUCAGUUUCCAGGAGGUCAUCCAAUAGUGAGCUACUUAAUUCGUUCGAUCCAUCAUCGUUUCUGUCACGCAGGAGUACAAUUCAAGCAAAAACGAGCUGAAGCUACUCCUGGCGCUCUGCCCAAAGAUCGUGUUAAAGACGCUAUGGUUUUUGAAACUACAGGAGUUGAUCUCUGUGGUCCACUGUACCUGAAGACCGGAGAAAAAGUUUGGAUAGUACUUUUCACCUGCGCAGUCUACAGGUGUGUGCAUUUGGAGUUAAUAACUUUGCUUUCGGCCGAAGCUUUUCUAUUAGCUCUACGACGAUUCAUUGGAAGGCGUGAAAAUUUGCUCAACUCCCUGGAUUGGAGAAAGAUUGAACAGGAGACAGCUAUACAACGAAUUUUUUGGAAAUUCAAUCCAGCGGCUGCACCUUGGUGGGGUGAAUUUUGGGAGCGCCUCAUAAGAUUGAUCAAGGAUUUACUAAAACGGAUAUUAGGUAAGGCCCGCCUGACAUACACAGAGUUAACGACCUGUGUGAUCGAUGUGGAGGCGGUUAUCAACCAAAGACCACUGAUCUAUGUGGCCGAAGACGGUGAAGAUCUAGUCCCUCUCACGCCGGCUAUGUUUCUACGUGAGAUUCCCGAGGUAGCCGUCCCGGAUCUCGAUCAGUUGGAGAAGAAUGGUCUUUGA